Molecule: messenger RNA, 4107 nt
Organism: Linum trigynum
Lineage: Eukaryota; Viridiplantae; Streptophyta; Magnoliopsida; Malpighiales; Linaceae
Source: the annotation of a GenBank genome assembly
ACUUUCGACUAAUGGUACCGGGAAACAACCGGUUUACUGGAUAUCUGACUACAGGUUAGCAACCUAGUUACUGACAGUUCCUUCUUUUCCUCCACUGCAGAACAACUCAGUUGGAACUUGAAUAUGUGCAAAUGCUGCAUUUUUCAUCCAAUUAUCCACCCCAUAAAAGAAAUUACUAUGAUCCCCCAAGGUCUUGUUUAUAGGGGAAAAAGAACUCACUAUGUCAAGUUCAGCUCUGCUUAUGAUGAAUUUGUUCAAUGGUAGAGAGUGGAGCGACCUGUAGAAGGCUGCCAUUUGCAUCAACUGACAGUAACGAAAGAGUCACCGUUGGGAGCUUGGUACUAAUCGGUUUGUCGACAAAGAUUUUGGGGUUUGUGGUUUGCAGAUCUUAUGGAUUUUUGGCAUAUCUGAUGGUUUUUCGCCGGUAGUUAAUUAAGCAUGCACUGCCUCGCUGCCGACCACCAGCCUUCCCCUCCCUCUGCUUCAGUUUGAGGCAUGAGAAUCGCCGCCGACGUAGCUCUCGAGCUUGAUGACAGUGGCAUCGAUGUCAGACAACAAAGGCAAAGUCAUGGCUAAUAAGAGAUGUGACUCGAUGCCAUAGCAAACGGCCUCUUCCGCAGGCUCUUGUUUAGGGGACCGAGAUGUUGUGGUGGGAGAAAGAGAAGAUGGAGAAAUAUGGCAUUGGUUGUUCUUUAAUGGAGAUAUGAAAUCGAGGUUGCGGGGGAUCGAUAUCAGGUGGGAGGGAAGGGUGAGUUGGGAAUGGAGGAAUAAGAGAAGGUGGCAGAGAUAGAAAUGGUUUCGUAGAGAUGGAAGCCUGUGGUGGUGGUGGACUGGGUGAGAGAUAAAGGGGAAGGAAGACGGAGUUGGGGGAAUUUCUUCGCAUUUUUAGGUGAUUACCGACAUUUGGUUUACCAGCUAACCGUCGGUUACUAACCAAGUAAAAUCCGGUAUACCAAGUACAUCCUUUUAGAUACCGCCUACCGAUAUUGUCGAUUAACGAUGUAACUAAUAACUGCCGGUUACCAAUUUUAUAACUAAUUAUACCGUUAACCGGUAAACCGAUUAUCACCCCCUACUCUCACUAACCCACUCCAAAUGUCCACCUUACCCUUUUCUGGUCUUUCCCACAUCCUCUUGUAGACCCAAAAAUGGGAAAACCCGCUUUCUACGUUUGGACUUUGGAGAUGGUCUAAUUGGGCCGACCCGUAUGCCGUAGCCCAAGCCUGAAAUUGUCGACAUCGUAUCCAAAGCGUAAACCGUACGCAGAAGGGAGAUAUAUGUCAUUUAGCUUAUUUUAAGUUAAUCAUUCGUCUCAUUCAGAUCAACGAACUUUUCGCAAUUUUCCAAAAUAGUGGGUCACGCAUCGCAGCAAUACGAUCACAGCCGUCCAUCCAGCGGAUAAACCGACGGAAAAAUAGCCGACCUUGAGCCCAAGAGGUCUUUUUUUCUAUGUAAAACCAAAAAAUUCGUAGGGGUUGGGAGAGGAAAAUCAUUUGUUCUGUGCCACUAAGAAAGUAGAGAGAGAGAAGGAAGAGAGAGAUAAGGAGAGGCGGUUCAUUUGGUUUUUGGUCAAGAGAAAAAAAGUCGCCUCUGCUCUAUAUAGGAAGAAUAAAUCUCCCCGAUCUCUCUCUCGUCCUCCGCCUUGUAACCGGUUCCCUUCCUUUCCGAACCCAGAUUCAUCAAGCUUCCUCCCCGUUACUCAGGUUGGUAACUGAAAGAAUCCGAACUCUCCCCGUCGCUUCUGGUUGUGGAUUGUGAAUUGUCUUUCUUGCAAUUGUUCUGGUUUGAUCGAAAAGGCUGUAUCUUGAUUUAGGUUUCUUGAGUUUUUUUGUCCCCUUUUAUCUUGGAUUUUGUUUACGGGUUGAUCUUGGUCAGAUCCUCUUUCAAUCCUUUUGGGGCGUGCUGGAUUUUAGGGUUUUUGCCAUCCAUGAUUUUUUUUUCGAUUGGAAUUGAGGGCGUGUCUGAGUUGUUCGUUUAUAUGUUAACGUCGUUUCUCGUGGUCCGCGAGAUCUGCUGUAGCUUGCGGGUUUUAUGGAUUGGCCAAUCCGCUGUGUAGGUAGAGGGUGGAUAUUGGACCUGAUAGAUGAAUGAGUUUGUGGGUGCUGUAGUUGGUAUUGAGAGGAACUUUCUGUCACUGGGUUAUAUUGAGACAAUGUUAGUGACUGCUGAUAGUAAGCUGAUCUGAUGGGAUUGAGAUGAUUAUCUAUUUUUGUGAAUCGUAGAGUUAGUUCAUUAUGUUCUGGGAUUUGGAUCUAUAGCUGCAGUUUUCUGACUAUAGGGCUUUUUUCAUGUUUUGCGGUUUGAUUCCAGCAUUUGAAGGCUUAUUCUGCACAAGGGCAUUGUAUUGGUUCUGCUCUACUCAUUCAAUCCAAGGUUCAUGUCUGAGUUUGACAAUCAGAUUCCAUCUGCAUUUGACCCUUUUGCUGAUGCAAAUGCUGAGGACUCUGGUGCGGGUACAAAAGAGUACGUUCAUGUGCGCAUACAGCAGCGAAAUGGGAGGAAAAGCCUGACUACUGUGCAAGGGUUGAAGAAAGAGUUCAGCUACAACAAGAUACUCAAGGACUUGAAGAAGGAGUUCUGCUGUAAUGGUACAGUCGUCCAGGACCCUGAGUUAGGCCAGGUCAUUCAGCUUCAGGGCGAUCAGAGGAAGAACGUCUCCACAUUCCUUGUGCAGGCUGGGAUUGUUAAGAAGGAGAACAUCAAGAUCCAUGGUUUCUAAAAGUUGCAAGAUAAGCGAGAUCUUGUUAUCUACCUAGUAGACUUUCAAGUUGUUUAGAAGGAAAAGGGUGAAGAAUCUCACAUGUGUGGGACAGUUGGGACGGAUUGAAAGUUUGGGGGAUAUCAGUACUGUCUGGAAUUUAUUUGCUUUUUAAGUUUGUGAUGUGUGGCUGUCUUAAAUCGUCAGCAAGUGAAAACCAGUUUUUGGUUGUGGUGGUGUUAUAUGUGUCUUCAGACUUGCUGGAUGUUUUAUGGAGUGCCGUCAUUGCUUACUGAUUGGUUCCCAGAAUAAAAAUGGUGGUCUCGUAAUCCCUGUCUAGUUUUCCAUUCUAUAUUAAUCACAUCUCCAUGGAUGAGAUGCAAGAGUCGGUCGCCUUGAAGCUUUACUUGGAGGUUGUCAUUUGAUCAUUGGUACUGUACAACCGUCGCUGUAUCGAUUGGUCAAUGUGGUCCGAUCGUGCUUUUAACCCGGUUUUUGCAUCGCUCUCCUUGUUUUGAUAUUUGAUCUUGCAAUGCUACUAGAAAAUAAUUGAUCAUCCUUUUCUUUUUCUGUGCGAUGCCAAACGCAUCACGUGGCUGGGAUGGCUACUUGCAACUACGAAGUCUGGAUCUGAAAUGCUUUCCACAGACCUCAUCGCUUUCUUGAUGGCUUCGUAACCAGUACCCAGUACGAGAUUUGCCUAAAUAUCAUUUGUUCCCCCUGUUCUAGGCUCAGUAUGAUGUUAAGCUUGAAGUGCGUGAACUCUCAAUAGAUUUGCAUAUCAGAUUCAUGGGCGACUUUCUGGAUUGGAUUCAAUAGAUUUGUGUCUUAAGUUGGUAUUAAAUGUAAUUUGUCGACAUGAAUCUAGAAAUAAUUAAACGCACACCUGGGAUAAUAGAGAAUUGCAGCAAGGUAAGUUUAUUCCACCCUCAAAUCUGCAAAGGCAACCUGCUGUUGCAGAAGCUCGGCCGGGAGCACAAUUUAAUUCACCGGCUGAUAUGAUCAUGAAUUCUUCAAUCCAAUUCACCAAACCAUGAUUUGAAUUUUACUUACCACCUCUAAUUCAGUUUUACAUAGAUUAUAUCCAGUACUAAGUGGUUAUUUUUUGUGUUAUUUAUCGUGGAUGGUUUCAGCCAGAUGGAUAGAUCUUCUACUUAUUUAAUCCUCGAGCUAAGAUCAAGAUCAUGUGACUAGGGGGAGGAACACUGGGAUGGCAAUGAGUCGGGUUGGGGCGGGUUUUGUCAAACCCAAACCCAAAUUCAUAGGUUUAUCCGUUAAAAAAACCCGUUGGGUUUGAAAAACUCAAACCCAACCCGCUGGGUAUCCGCGGGUUCAUGGGUACCCGUGGGUUUUUGUGGUAAAAAAUUUACAAUAACAAAUUUCUUUCAAAAUAAAAGUUUAAACAUCAA